AUUGAACGACAAUUACAAAUGAGAAACCAAAUGAGAGAAAGGCAAGUUGCUUUGGAAAUUGCAAAACAGAGAGAGCUAUUCUAUUGGGUUGGAGCUUUUUAUGUUGCAAGUGCUCUGGGUACCUUGGCUUGUUACAGAUACAUGCGAAAGCCUACCAUACUUAUCCCGUUAGUACCUCUAACAUUUAUACUUUCUUAUCAAGCUGACUUUGCAUAUGGAAAUAAACAUCACAGAAUACUAGUGGAAGCCGAACAUAUCAUGCAAUUUGAAGCCCACUUACUGGAGCUUCCUUUAGGAGUUCCUACUCCUGCAUCAAUAGACUUAAAACGAAUGCAAAAUGAUGAGCAGAAAAGAUUGCACCCACAUUUGCCACCACUUUAAUGAAGACGAAAACAGUAUGACCUCAUUUCUUUCAAUUUUAUCUAGAUAUUAGUUUGAAACGGUUUUUGUGCAAUUCUGCGACUGUGAUGUUCUUGAUUAUGAUAAUGUUUGGAUUCCAAUAUCUAUUGGAUACAUAGGUGAUUUUUUUAGUAGUAUUGAAUAUUACUCUUUAAACACAUCAUAUAUAUUAUAUUAAUAAUUAUUAACGACAGUAGAAAAUUGAUUGCAACUAUAGAAAUGCAAAACUGGCGCAUCUUAUUUCCUACAUUAUAUACACAUAAAUGUAUGUAA
This is a messenger RNA of Dendroctonus ponderosae (mountain pine beetle), 672 nucleotides long. RefSeq names its product plasminogen receptor (KT). The record is from RefSeq and is a predicted model, not a curated record. Gene Ontology annotation, biological process: positive regulation of plasminogen activation. Gene Ontology annotation, cellular component: plasma membrane. Lineage: Eukaryota; Metazoa; Arthropoda; Insecta; Coleoptera; Curculionidae.